This is a messenger RNA of Oreochromis niloticus (Nile tilapia), 1227 nucleotides long. RefSeq names its product tapasin. The annotation marks the transcript as partial. Lineage: Eukaryota; Metazoa; Chordata; Actinopteri; Cichliformes; Cichlidae. The record is from RefSeq and is a predicted model, not a curated record. The transcript has 5 exons.
GCUACAAUAAUGUUACGUCUAACAUGAAAACAGGAACGCUGUAAAAAGAACUAGGACGUUGUAUCCUGAUUUUUUAUUUAUUUAUUUUUUUUUCUAGCAUAUAUUCUGGAUUUUAUUAACUUUUUUGAUUAUGAUUAAGGGUUUUUAUUUUAAAGGUUUGGUUUUCGAGCUGCUCAUCACGCCAGAAAUCGCACUCCUUUUUUCUUUUUCCUUUGAAAUGAAAGUGAAAGUAUCAAGAGAAACUUUGUGUGGACAUCAGACAACAAGGAGUCCGACAGUGGAGGGCACCGGGAAAGAAUGACGGUUUUAAUCUUGAGGAUACUUUUUUACUUGUAUCUAAGUGCAGGUGUGUGGAGUGUCCAUCAGAUCCAGUGGCUGCCUUGUUACUUCAUUGAUGAGCGUUUGUAUUUGAACAAGGACAACCACACUGAAACCCGGGUCAUCCCCAGAGAGGCUAUACUUCAGUUUGGUCAGAAAGGAGAUGCUCCUGUUAACCCAAACGCCAUCACUUUCCUGGUCACCAGAUCAAAGUUGGAUCUGCUGCAGUAUGUGGAGGGGGUGGAGGCAGAGCAGCUGAAGUGUGAGCUGCACAGAUACAGCACAGAGGGCACUUACAUUCGCUGGCCUGUCCUCGGUGCCCGGGAGUACAACCACUGGUUUACCUGCAUCCUCAGACACAGCAGGGGCCGCUUCGCAGUCGCUGGCUCCCUCAGACACCCCUCUGACCAGCCUCCCCCAGGGCAGCCAGACUACCACAACUGGUCUGUCAUUGCUGACAAAGAGGUACUCACCACCGCAGUCGCCAUGGUCAUCAAAACACAGACUCCCUCAGUUAAAGCACGCCUGAAGUUCCAGCAAAAGCUCCACUGCCAGUUUGAUGUCGACCACAAGGGUGCAAAGGUCACCGUAGAGUGGCAUAGGCACCGCCCUGGUGAGAGGACUGAGCUCUUCAGUUACAACAGGCGCACAGGACAGACCAAGGGGAGCGGUGUCGGACUACAUGCCCUUGCGGCUGGAGAUGCCUCCUACAUCCUCGCCUCCACCACGAUGAUCAGUGAAGGGACCUACAUUUGUUCAGUGUCCGUGAAUCCACUGUUCGCCAAGGUGGAUAUAUAUCUGCAGAUUCAAGAGUCUCCCCAUGUCUCCCUCAAUGUUGGAACCACCCUGUUAUUGCAGGAGGGCAAGGACUUGAUGGUUAAGUGUGAGGCAAAUGGCUACUACCCUCGG